Eufriesea mexicana is the source of this 6409-nucleotide messenger RNA. RefSeq names its product cadherin 74A (gene Cad74A). Bases 258 to 5645 code for a protein of 1795 amino acids. Gene Ontology annotation, cellular component: plasma membrane. The transcript is spliced from 13 exons. The record is from RefSeq and is a predicted model, not a curated record. Gene Ontology annotation, molecular function: calcium ion binding. Gene Ontology annotation, biological process: homophilic cell-cell adhesion. Lineage: Eukaryota; Metazoa; Arthropoda; Insecta; Hymenoptera; Apidae.
UCCAUUGGCUGGCAGACAUCGGUUCUUUUUCGAAACGACGACGACGACGACUCAUGAAACCGAGAGGAUAGAGGAAUACGAGUCGCGUUAGCCCACACUCGUGCCCCGAUGCGUCAUGAGGUACGGUGUAUACGUGAUCGUUCUUCCAUGAACAUUUUCUCCGAGUGAUCAGAGAAACGGAAAUACACGUGGAGUGACGAUGAGUUGAUACGGUGCUGCGAGGAAGAAGGAUCUUGGACCGACUUUAUGAGCUGACGAUGUGGACGAUUCUACUGCUCGCACUCUCCACGUGGUCUUCGUCAUGGGGUCAGGUGAUCAACAGGGCACCGCAUUUCGUGCAGGGUGGCGACAUGGCCAGGCUAGCCGUGUCGGAGGGUACUCCGCCCGGCGCACCUGUCUACACCCUCAAAGGUGAAGAUCCGGAAGGCUCGAAGCUGCACUACUCGAUCAGCGGCGAGUACUUCACCGUGAAUCGAGACAGCGGUGUCGUCGUUCUGAGAAAGGCGCUGGACAGGGAGACUCAGGACCUGAUCGAAGUCAUCAUCAGCAUAACGGACGAAGGCAUCGCUGGAUCGGAGCCCAACACCGUGUCCCUCCGACGAGAGAUAGCGGUGCUGGACGAGAACGAUAACCCGCCAGUGUACCAUGGCAGGCCUUAUGCGGCCAGAGUGCCAGAAAGCGCGCACGUGGGUGGUCUCCUAGUUCCUCCUGGCACGAUCACGAUUACGGACCGCGAUGGUGGCGUGAACGCGGAUGUUCAUGUGGAAUGCGUCUCUGCGACGAGGGACGAUGACGUCUGCGAGGUCUUCAGUGUUUCUACGGAAAAACACUUGGCAGAGGGAAAGUACGACGUGCAGAUCAGCCUGUCGAAGUCGCUGGACUACGAGAGGAGAAACUCGUACUUGAUCAACCUCCUGGCGGUAGACGGUGCCAGCGACGUCUCCAAGAGGUUACAGGCCAGAGCAACAGUAGCCGUGGACGUUCUCGAUGUUCAGGAUCAGCCACCCGUGUUCCUGAACGCGCCGUACAGCGCGGCACUUCCGGAGAACACAGCAGCUAGUCACACGAUCCUGACUGUGAGAGCGCGAGACGGUGACACGGGAGAGCCCAGGGCCCUGCUGUUGACUCUGGAAGACGACGAGUCGGGCCACUUCGACCUCGAGGUGUCGAGAGAGGGUGACGUGACGGUCGGCAAACUGGUUACCACGAAUGUCUCUCUGGAUAGAGAGGAUGCUAGGAUCCUGCAGAACGGCGGGAUAUACACGUUCCAAGUGAAAGCCACGGAGCUGAUCAACAACGAGAUCCCGGCAGACACUGCCACGUCCGUCGUCACUAUCGUCGUCACCGACGUGGACGAUCUGAUGCCAGUUUUCAACGAGAAGUAUUUCGAUAUAACCAUCUCGGAGGAUAUUGGCAAACACACCACACUGCCUGGAUUAAAUAUGAUAGUGAGCGAUGGAGAUGUCGGCGAUAACGCCAAGUACAUGCUGGCGCUUAGAGAUGUCCCGGAGUAUCCUGGAAUCAGCAAAGCUUUCGCUGUCAGUCCCGAAGAUGCUCAAGGUCGGGUGCCAGUUGUGGUCAAGGCGAAGGACGUCAACGUGUUGGACUACGACGUGGAUGAUCCUGCGAAGAGGGAGCUCGGGUUCGAAGUUAUUGCGCUGGUUGCAAACGAAGUGGUUGCCACAAGUAGAGUCCACGUACGGCUGACGGAUGCCAACGACCACAGCCCAGAGUUCUCUCAGUCUGUGUUCAAAUUAUCCGUGCCAGAGAAUGCGGAGAUAGGAACGCGAUUCGGCGACGUGUUCGCGAAGGACUACGACAGUGGAUCCUUCGGCGAAUUGACGUACACCCUGCGUGGGUUUGGUGCCGACAAGUUUAGUACCAAUUCGAAGACAGGUGGGGUCUCUGUAGCGAAGGCGUUGGACUACGAAGUCCAGAAGUCGUAUUCGUUGACGAUGGAGGCCAAGGAUGGUGGCGGCAGAGUGUCUGCCGUGAAUAUUCUCAUAGAACUGGAGGACGUUAACGAUAAUGCACCGGUGUUCGAACAGACCGAGUACACGAGAACGGUUCGCGAAGGAGCCACGAGUUUCGAUCCACAGAUGUUUGUCAGAGCAACGGACGUCGAUGGUCCGGCGCAAGGAAAUGGGAAAGUGACAUACUCUACCGGUUCGCAUAACAGCAUGACAAACGACGUGUUCAAGAUAAACUCGGAGACCGGGGAAGUAACAAUGGCGAAGGCAGUGCGUUCGGACGAUACCGAAAGAGGAAUCUACGAGCUGGUAAUUCGCGCUACGGAUACUGGAACGCCGCCAUUAUCCUCUGAAGCGAAGCUGUCUGUCAGAGUGGGGGUACCUGGAAACCAGAAACCCAUCUUCCGAGGAAAUUACAAAUCUAAUUUGCCAGGACCUAGCACGUAUCGGGCAAGAUUGCUGGAGAACGCUUCUCCUGGGACGGAAGUUAUCAGAGUCGUUGCAAACGACCCGGACGGGAGGGACAACUUACUGCAGUACCACAUUGCCUCCGGUGCUAAGGACAAUUUUGUAAUCGACUCCAGUUCUGGGGUCAUCACGGUUUCCCCGGAUGCUCGUUUGGAUUUGGAAACUGGUGGGGAGAAAUACGAAGUGAUAGUUUACGCUAUAGACUCUGGUACACCCGUUAGAGAAACUGCUACCACUACAGUCACGGUGAACAUGGUGGACGUGAACAACAAGCCACCCAUGUUCAACGAAUCCACCUAUCUCGUCUACGUGUCGGAAAGGGCAGCUAUUGGCGAGCCUGUGCUGAAGGUAGUAGCUACGGAUCCAGACUCGGAUGCUUAUUUGGAAUACUCGUUAGUGGAACCGAUAAGAGCCGUCGACAAAACAGGCGUGGCUCUCAAAAACACAGCUCCUUACGACUACAAAACAGCGUUUCGCAUAAAUUCAACGAACGGUUUAAUAACGGUAAAUCGGGUACUGGAUUAUCAAGUGGCAGCGGUGGUCAUUCUCACGGUUCAAGUGCAAGAUCUGAACGCCGUUGUCGAUAAAGAGAAGCAGAUUACGAAGGUCGAGGUGACGAUCUAUAUUCAAGCUUACAGCGACGAUAAUCCAACCUUCACGAAUCCAGGGUGGUCACCCAACAAUCCGACAAUUAGAAUAUCCGUGCCAGAGGAGCAACCCCUUGGCACCACUUUGCUCAUGUUGUCAGCCAAAGAACCCACCACUGGCUAUCCCGUUCAAAGGUUCGAGUUGGUGAGGGAAGAUGACGACGAAGGUUACGUCAACGUCGGUGUCCAAAGUGGAAAUGUCGUUCUGAGCAAGAGACUGGAUUACGAAGCUCUCAAUCAAAAGUUUAUUCAGUUUAAAGUACGAGCUUUGGCAAGGGACUACGAGAUAACGAGGAAAAUGUCCGAAGCCAACGUCAUGGUCGAGGUGCAAGACACGAACGAUAAUAGCCCUAUCUUUACUCAAAACGAUUACAAAAUUUCAGUGCUAGAAUCAGCGAAACCUUCGAAGAUCGUGUUGAUCGUCAAAGCUACAGACAUGGACAGUUCUAAUACGGAGCAGGAAGUUAGAAGAGGAUACGGUGAGGUGAGGUAUUCUCUAGUUGGAGGAGACUCGAACAUGUUCGAGGUAGAACCGAUAACUGGGAACAUCCAGAUUGCCACCAACACGACGAAGUCUUACACAGCAGUGAUACCCGAGAACGCUCCAUCAGGUGUCAGUGUAGUGAACAUUACUGCCACAGACCCAGACGAAGGCAACGGUGGUGUGAUCAGCUAUGAAAUCAUCGACGAGGGUGAAGCGAGUGGGUUGUUUGAAAUAAACCACACGACUGGGGAGAUUUAUUCGGCAAGGGCGUUAACGGGAAAAGGAAGAACGGAGCCGUACAUAAUGAGAAUCAGAGCUCAAGAUGGCGGAGAGCCAGAGCUGUACUCGGACGUAAUUUUGACGCUGUACAUCGGGGACGUAGUUAGCAACGACGGUGUUCCACUGUUCAUCAGACCUACCCUCGAAGAGGUAGCUCAUAUAUCCGAAAAUUCCACCAUUGGGAGUCCAGUGUUCCAAGUGGUCGCGUCAGACCCCGAUGACUCGAAUUUACCAAACGGGAAGAUUACUUUUAAAUUUUUAGAGGACGGGAACUUUGGUAAAGACGCGAGUGCCUUCAAGAUAAACAGCGAGACUGGUCUGAUAACCACGAGAAAAUUGUUGGACAGAGAGGCGAAGGACAGUUACACGUUGAUAUUGGUAGCUCAGGAUCUAGGAAGUCCGCCUCAGCAGGCAACCAGAGUGCUUCAGGUAAUCGUGAACGACAUCGACGAUCACAAACCUCACUUUAAGAGAAGCCUAGACAGCCCUCCCAUAGAAUUGACCGUGCUCGAAGAGAAUCCAGUCGGGACGAAAGUCGGCGUGAUCGAGGCGAUUGACGAGGACAUCGACGAAAAUGGGAUGAUCGAUUACUCGAUCGUGUAUGGGAACGAAGCUGGCCUGUUCCUGGUAGAGAGACUCGAAAAUAAUUCAGCUGUGAUCAAAUCGAACGGUCGUCUAGAUAGAGAGACAGCUGAUCGUCACUUAUUAACCGUCAAGUGCUUCCCUUUCUCUACGAAGAAGUCUGAUAUCAUACCCAAACCGUACAACAGACAGGAUCCAUCCGAAAGGCAAGUCCUCGUUAAGGUGCUGGAUAUAGACGACAACAAGCCUAAAUUCAAGAAAGAGAACGUCACUCUAGGUGUCCGUUUGAACGUCCCGAUUGACACGAGUCUGAUCACUUUGGAAGCCUUUGACGCUGACUCUGACGCUCUACCGAUCAACUACAGUAUGGGUAAAGCUUCGUUCACUUCUCUCGUAGACACGUCCAUGUCGAAACGAGAGAUUCCCUCCCAUCUGUCGCUGAAUCCUCAGACAGGUGAGCUAAGAACGACAGGUUCCAUGUCCAACUACGCCGAUGGUUAUAUGGAGAUCAUCAUCUCGGCCAACAACUCCGUGACACCAGGCAGAGAGACGAACAUCACCCUGAGGAUAUUCCUGUUGCGUGACAGGGACAUGUUGAAGUUCGUGUUCUCGAAACCACCUGUCGAAGUGAGGAAGACAUUGGAAGACUUUGAGAAGUCGGUGCAACAGGCUUUGUCACUACCGAUUAGCGUCAACGUUUACGACACUCAGUUUUAUUCGAAGGAGGACAAUUCCUUGGACUUCUCGUCGACCAGUUCCUGCUUCCAGAUGGUCGGCAAGGAAGCGUACGACUUGGACGAAAUGAAGGCUCUUCUGACUGAUCCGAAGAACGAGGAGCUGAAGAAAGUUUACAGGACGUACCACGUGGAGAAGGUGCAGCACUGCGCCGCUAUGGUGGCUAGGGCUGACGCCUCGAUGACGCAGAUGUGGGUGCUGGCCAUUGCGGUCCUCGUUGGCAUUGCUGCUGUGAUUUCUAGUUGCGCUCUCUGCUGCAUGCACGCCAAAUACAAGAGACAAGUGAAGCACGCCCGUUUGCGUGAUCAGCCUAGGCCACCUCUCAGUUACGUCUCUUCCGGUCCUGGAAUGGUCAGUGCCACUUCACACACGACCCUUGGACCCGGUACCAUGGUUUCUCUAGGUCCCCACGAGGGUCCUUACGAAUGGGGAGCGGACACUACGUUGUACCAUCCAAGCACUCUCGGUUCCAGGACAUAAACGAGUGCCGGUUGCACUCAGGCUCGAUUCGGGAGAGAAAAUAUAGAUCGCUGAUCGAACGAUGCGAUGGUCUUCAGUUGUUCCGUUUUCAAGAGCCUCGUGGAAGGUUUCUCUAGCUCAGAAUCGAGAUUUCGAUCGACGAGCAUCCGCAUCGCUCCGAUGCUCCUUAACCAAUAUGCCAUAUCGAGAUUCUGGUAAUUUAUCUUUUAAAAGUAUUAUCGAAAAUAAGCGAAGAAGAAAGCUUCGCCUCGCGUUGACGUUUUAUUAAGCAGCUGGAAAAUUUCUCAAUCAAAAAUUUUCAAAGUCUCUAACGAUUAGUCGAAUGCAUCCGACGACGACCAUGAUCGUUAAAAGUUCAAAGAUACGGUAGGAUUACUUGCUAAUAGGCGACUUGGAAUUAUUUUUCCGGAUUACGAGUUCGAGGAAAUUUUCGCGGUGGAAAUUUCGCAAAUUUUCGAAAGCUCGCGAUGCCAUCGAAACCGGUGAACUCGCGAAUGCAACGAGUAGCAACGUUUCCAGCAACCGAUGGUGCAAUUUUCGCGCUGGGGACGGAGGAAUGCUCGUGGGCGAAUUUUGUAUUAUAGUUACUCGCGGUGCGAUCGAGAAAGUCGCGGAAAUCGUGCAACGAAGUCGACGAAAUGGUGCUAUAACGUAAGAUCGGGAAGCUCGUGCCAAAAUAGAGGGACACGUGUAAAGUGCGAUACUACCUAGUAUUAAGUUGAACUAACUCGCGUGAAUUGUAUAUUUCUUAGACUGUACACGGA